Molecule: messenger RNA, 444 nt
Organism: Nicotiana attenuata
Lineage: Eukaryota; Viridiplantae; Streptophyta; Magnoliopsida; Solanales; Solanaceae
Product: probable transmembrane ascorbate ferrireductase 4
Exons: 3
Coding region: 1-444 (147 amino acids)
Molecular function (GO): oxidoreductase activity
Source: RefSeq, a predicted model, not a curated record
AUGGCGAAGUUGGAGAUGUGCGAGGAGGUCCGCCCAUGGUUAGCUCAGUACCUGACUGCCUUAUCCAAGUUGUCCACAUUGACUACUACUGUAGCGGCUCAGUCAGCUCCCCCAGCCCCACAGUGGUUGAUGGGCUUCUUGAGCUUUUGGCACAGAGGAGAAGUACGAAUGACAAGAAUACGCGUUCUUCCUUGGCAUGUAUUCCUCGGCCUUUAUACAUAUGGCUUAGCAGUGGCAACGGCAGAAACAGGACUUCUCGAAAAGUUAACCUUCUUACAAACAAAAGGAGCUGUGCAGAAACGUUGCACAGAGUCGAUGAUCGUAAAUGGUAUGGGACUCGGUUUAGCUCUCCUCAGUGGCAUGGUAAUAUAUGCUGCUGUUUUGCCAAAGCAUCAGACACCAUAUUCUAAGACUAUUUACUCUAGUAAUAAGCUACAUUCUUAG